Pedinophyceae sp. YPF-701 is the source of this 639-nucleotide messenger RNA. NCBI's taxonomy places the organism in Eukaryota, Viridiplantae, Chlorophyta, Pedinophyceae. The record is from the annotation of a GenBank genome assembly.
AUGACGUUCGCUGAUCUGUUCCCGGGCCAGGAGCGCACAUCGCGGAAGCUGAUGGCUGGCUCCUUCCCCGGCGUCGCAGCGGCGGUGGACGCUGGGUGGGAGUUGUACCAGGGCAAGGACCUCCCGGCGUCGUCAUACGGGGGCUACGGCGGCAACGCCAACGAGAGCCCCGUGUACUCGUUCGAGUACCCCGCGGACUGGAAGAUCCAGGUCCCCGGGAAGAUCGACAAGGGCACGAAGGGCAUCGACGCGCGCGUCGUGUCGCCGUCGAAGGGCGAGCGCAUCAUCGUGGUGACGUUCGGGCGCGCGGGGGAGUCGAUCGGGUACAACCUGGGGGACAUUGACUCGACCUUCUCGGGGCUCGCCGGCGCCGACUCGGACCUCCAGGACGCCCUGAACGACGCCGACGACAUCAUCAAGGGCGAGCGCGAGGCCGGCGGGCGCAAGUUCCUCGACGUGGAGAUCGUCGCCCCCUCGGUGCGCUUCGUGACCAGCAUCACCACGUCGCGCGGCAAGGUGUACGCCAUCCUCGCGCGGUGUCCCAACGACAAGUCGUGGAAGCAGGAGGAGCCGCGCCUCCGCAAGGCCGUCGAGAGCUUCACCAUCCUCGACGACACCCGGGCCAAGGGCUACGCGUAG